AUGGCGCGGAAGGGGCGGAGGACGGAGGACGCGUGGAUGAAGAACCACCCGAUGGAGGGGGACGACGUCGUCACGAGCUUCUACGACCUGCUCUGCAAGCGCAACCCCAAGACGAUGAAGCCGUGCCGCAACGUGUUUGUGCCCGACACGGUGGUGUACGAGCACAACUUCCCGCGCGGGUGGUACACGACGGACGUGCGGGCGCGCGAGGUGACGCGGCGGCAGGGCAAGGACCUCGACGCCGCCACGAUCGAGGCGGGCUUCAAGCGGGGCGUGAGCGAGACGUGCCCCAUCGUGGCGACGUACCUGUCGACGCUGGAGGAGGACGUGGGCGGCGGCGCCAGCGAGACCACCACGCAGGUGGAGGUGCUCAACACGGAGAGCGUCGGCGGCUUCAUCGCGCGCAAGACGAAGCGGGCGGGCAUCCUGCAGCGCUUCGUGUUCCCGAAGGGGUACCACAACAGCGUCAUCAGGGCGGUGUGGAGCCCCCGCGUCGCCAUGAUUCAGCGGCGCACGAACAAGUUCCCCAUCGCGGACCGCAAGCGCGCGGAGAACGACCCCUUUGCCAUCACCGUGACGUACGAGGGGCCGGAGUACCUGAGCGAGGAGGGCGCCGUCUCGGCACACGUCGCGUUCGAGGUGAAGAGCGUGUGCGCCGACAUCGUGACGCACUUCUUCUACACGGAGCACAAGUACAUCACGCGGAUGGUGCUCUACUUCAAGAGCGACGCGAGGGACCGGCUGUGGCUGCUGUGGUGCGGCUCGCUGCGGGUGGCGGACCGCAACUCGGCGAGCGAGAUGCCGGUGAACCUGGCGCCGAAGUUCGGUGAGCCGGCGCAGGAGGGCGACCUCGACGAGGACGUGGCGCUGCGCACCGCCGACCAGGCGUACUUCCUCGUGACCCGCGACGAGUUCUUCCGCGAGACGUACAUGCGCGGCGAGCGGCCGGCGGAGACGCGGGCGGCGCGCUCGAGGGAGUCGCGGUCGCAGGCGCCGGUGUCUUCCGCGGCGGGGGCGGGGGCGGACGCGGCGGCGGCGGCGAGGGGCGGCGACGGCGGAGAGGAGCUGCCGGCGGAGCUGCGGGCGCCGAGGGAGCGGCUGCGGGCGCAGGAGGCGCUGGUGCUGGAUGCCUUCAGCGACCUCUUCUACAGGGCGUACAGCCACUUCCUCGGCGGUGCCGCCGCGCCGUUUCUGCUGCUGGUGCCCCCGCAGGUGGUGGACGCUCUCACGGAGGGCGGCGUGGCGGAGCUGAUGCGUGUGCUGAGGCUGCAGCCGGAGCCCGGCGUGGGCGGGGACGGCGCGGGGGCGGGGGCGAUGGCGUACGCGAUUCCCCCCCGGUUCAGGGCGCCCCUCGCGCAGGUGGGCGACACCGCGGCGGGCUGGAUCCGCGAGCACUUCGCGGCCCGCUGGGAGGCGGUGAGGCAGGGCGCCCUUGCUGGCGGCGGGCCGGCGCGCGUGCCGUCUGCUGGCGCGGGGGCGGAGCGGGCGGAGGGGCGGGCCGGCGACGAUGGUGACGCGCAGCUGCGGGCGGCAGCCGCGGCCGUGGGAGGCGGCGGCGCCGAGUCCCCCCCGUGA
Molecule: messenger RNA, 1575 nt
Organism: Trypanosoma conorhini
Lineage: Eukaryota; Euglenozoa; Kinetoplastea; Trypanosomatida; Trypanosomatidae
Exons: 1
Coding region: 1-1575 (524 amino acids)
Source: RefSeq, a predicted model, not a curated record